This is a messenger RNA of Sinocyclocheilus rhinocerous, 5474 nucleotides long. It is a transcript of the gene shank3a, whose product is annotated as SH3 and multiple ankyrin repeat domains 3a. The coding region runs from base 171 to 5462 and encodes 1763 amino acids. The transcript has 26 exons. The record is from RefSeq and is a predicted model, not a curated record. Lineage: Eukaryota; Metazoa; Chordata; Actinopteri; Cypriniformes; Cyprinidae. Gene Ontology annotation, cellular component: postsynaptic membrane; dendritic spine; postsynaptic density. Gene Ontology annotation, molecular function: ionotropic glutamate receptor binding; synaptic receptor adaptor activity.
AUGUGAGCACGCUGUGCUUCUCACCUGUACUGUAGUCUCAAGUUGCACACGGACACAUGCUGAUGUCAAGCUUUUUUAGUGCACUUAUUUUGAGUCCAACAGCAGCUCCUCGUGUGUGUGUGUGUGCAUGAGGGAGGCACUAUGCAGUCAGAGCUCCACACACACAGAGCAUGCCUGUGAGUGCGGGCUCGGGCAAACAUGAGCCUUCCCAGCCCAGAGAUCGUCCACAGCAGCAGCCUGAACUCCCGUCUGAGCCCCCCUCUGCCCUCCCCCUCUCCUCUCUCCCUCUCUCGCCUCUCUCUCUCCCUCUCCUCAUCUACUCUCGCCCUGCGCAGCCUCUUCCCCGCCACCUCUCCAGCACCAGCCGGGGGGACAUCUCCCGCUCUCCGCACGCCGACGUCUGCCGAGCGCCGGCCGGCCCCAUGGAGGAACCCCAGGGCAACACACUGGUCGUCCGCGUAGGCAUCCCUGACCUGCAGCAAACGAAAUGCAUGAAGUUUAAUGUGGAGUCGCCCAUCUGGUUGUCUAAACAACAAAUCCUCUGCACACUCAACCAGAGCCUGAAGGAUGUGCUAAACUACGGCCUCUUCCAGCCUGCGUACAACAGCAAAGCUGGGAAGUUCCUGGAUGAGCAGCGAACACUGAAAGAAUACCCACUUCCUGCCAUCUCUCCUGUCCCAUACCUAGAGUUUCGCUACAAGAGGCGAGUGUAUACACAGACACACCUGGAUGAGAAACAGCUGUCGAAGCUUCACACUAAGGCUAACUUGAAGAAAUUUAUGGAAUAUGUUCAGCAAAGGAACGUUGAGAAGGUAUCAAAGUUUCUGGAGAAAGGGCUCGACCCAAACUUCCACGACCCAGAGACUGGAGAAUGUCCAUUGACAAUGGCGUCGCAGCUGGAAGGUUGUGCAGAGCUCAUAAAGGUUCUGAAGAAUGGAGGAGCUCACCUGGAUUUCAGGACCAGAGACGGCAUAACUGCCCUUCACAAAGCAGUCCGCACCAAGAACCACACGGCACUUAUUACGCUGCUGGAUCUGGGCGCCUCUCCGGAUUACAAGGACAGCCGUGGCCUGACUCCUCUGUAUCACAGCUCUAUGGUGGGGGGCGACCCGUACUGCUGCGAGCUCCUGCUGCAUGAUCACGCUCAGGUGGGCUGCAUGGACGAGAACGGCUGGCAGGAGAUUCACCAGGCUUGUCGUCAUGGACAUGUGCAGCAUCUGGAACACCUGCUGUUCUACGGAGCGGACAUGAGCGCUCAGAACGCUUCUGGAAACACUGCCCUGCACGUGUGUGCUCUCUAUAACCAGGAUAGCUGCGCGAGAGUGCUGCUGUUCAGAGGGGCGAAUAAGGAGAUUAAGAACUACAACAGCCAAACUGCCUUCCAGGUGGCUAUUAUAGCUGGAAACUUUGACCUGGCAGAAAUUGUAAAGACUCACAAAGCAUCAGAUGUUGUGCCUUUCAGGGAAACGCCUUCCUACACAAAUCGCCGGCGCGUGACCGGAGGCGACACGCUGACAUCAUCACGCUCGCUGCCUCGCUCCGCCUCCGACAACAAUCUGAACAACGUGGCUGACACAGGCCCCGCCCACUCGCCCGUGCUGUCUCUGAGGAGCCUGCCCCCUCUGGCACAUGCCGGGAUCGACGCCGCGGCCGAUGGCAGCCUGCAGAGCACUGGCAGCUCGCUCUCCUCGCACUCCCGCUCGCCCUCCCUCCAGCGCGUCAGCGAGGAGCCCGGCACGCACGCAGUACGCCGACACACAUCCCUCACGCACUCCCACAGCCGCGGACGCCUCAGCCCGGGGACGGUCCAGCGGGACCCGAGCCCUCCUCCCGCGGGGCCCUCGCACACACUCUCAGGAGCCCGGGGCCCCAAACGGAAACUCUACAGCGCCGUGCCGGGGCGCACCUUCAUCGUGGUCAAACCGUACACGCCGCAGGGAGAGGGAGAGAUCCAGUUAAACCGCGGAGAGAGGGUCAAAGUGUUAAGUAUAGGAGAAGGGGGUUUCUGGGAAGGGACGGUGAAAGGAAGAACCGGUUGGUUUCCUGCAGACUGUGUGGAGGAGGUACAGAUGAGACAGUUUGAUCCUCGACUUGAGACGAGAGCGGACCGAACCAAGAGGCUGUUCAGACAUUACACUGUGGGCUCCUAUGACAACUUUACCUCAUAUAGUGAUUACAUCAUCGAGGAGAAGAACGCUGUGCUCCAGAAGAAAGAGAAUGAGGGAUUCGGCUUCGUCUUGCGGGGAGCAAAAGCGGAGACGCCCAUUGAAGAGUUUACACCCACACCUGCCUUUCCUGCACUGCAGUACCUGGAGUCUGUGGAUGUUGAGGGCGUGGCCUGGAGGGCGGGGCUAAGGACUGGUGACUUCCUGAUUGAGGUGAAUGGUGUAAACGUGGUAAAAGUGGGACACAAGCAGGUGGUGUCACUCAUACGGCAGGGCGGGAAUAACCUCCUGAUGAAGGUGGUGUCAGUCACACGCAAGCCAGAGUCUGAAGAGUCAGUCAGGAAGAAGGCGCCCCCGCCUCCAAAAAGAGCGCCCAGCACCACCCUCACCCUGAGGUCCAAAAGCAUGACAGCUGAGCUCGAAGAACUAGCCUCUGCAAGGAGGAGAAGGGGAGAAAGACUAGAUGAGAUUUUGGCCUCUCAGGAGACAGUACUGAGGCCAAAGGUGGAAGCAGACUACAGAGCCGCAACGGUGAAGCAACGUCCUACUAGUCGCAGAAUUACACCAGCAGAAAUCAGUUCUCUUUUUGAGCGGCAAGGACUUGCUCUCCAUGGUGCUCUACACCCAGCGUUGGAAAAAGCCCACAUGCAGCUGCCGAAAAGCAUGGCUAGAACAAAGUCUUUUGGAGCAACUGAAGAGGAUCGGCUGUCUGCCCUGGCAGCAGAGCACAGGUUUCCGCGGAGCUCCUCCAUGACGGACAGCCUGAGAGACAGCCAUAGUAUCCCUCCACCUCCUCAAACGGCUCCCCCACCUCCCCCCUCGCUUUACUAUCUAGAUACUGGACCCCCUCCUUCGUUCUGCCCACCCCCUCCUCCUGGCCGCAUUCACGACCCCAGCCGUUCCAGUUUCAAACCAGGCUCUGAACCAAGACUGCACGCUUUGCCACAGACAAUGUCUGCUGAGCUGUUUGAGCCGCCUCGCCAUGCCUCCCACAUGGAUCGGCAGAAGAAAGCCCGCUCCAUGAUCAUCCUGCAGGACUCCUCCCACCUUCCCGUGGAGCCUACUGACAUCCCCAGGCCAGGUUCUGUUUCAACUCCGCCCGAAAGGAUCAAGAGGAAAGGUCGGGUCAUCGAUAACCCCUACGCCAAUGUGGGCCAGUUUAGCGUGGGCCUAUUCACGCCGCCUCUGAGCAAGCCACAACGGAGGAAGAGCCCGCUUGUAAAGCAACUCCAGGUGGAAGAUGCUCAGGAGAGAGCCUCGCUAGCACUGGCAUCCAUCCAUGCGAGAGAGCACUCUCCCUCUGGGCGCCUAGCUGCCCACCAUACCAGCAGGGCUGAUUUCUAUCAGCAGCAGCAGCAGCUGUUGCAGGAACGCAGUCAAGCUCAGGCUGAGGGACUGUUGCAAGGAAAGAGACCUUUCGCUGCCGCCAUUGCUGAUGCUGUGAAAGACCGGGAACGUCGACUGGAGGAGAGGCGGAAAUCCACAGUCUUCCUAUCAGUGGGCACUAUGGAGGGCAGUUCGGCACCUCCCCCAGAGGCCCCCUCACUCACACCAUCCCGUUCUGUUGAUGAACGAAUGCUCACACGUGAACUUGGUCAGUUGCCUCCUCCCGCCCUGGCGUUGCGACCCUCUCCUGGGGGCACCACCUUCAUUCACCCACUGACGGGCAAGCCCCUGGACCCCAACUCUCCAUUGGCACUUGCGCUGGCCGCAAGGGAACGGGCAUUAACCUCCCAGAGUCAGUCCCCUUCAAGCAGCCCAGAGCCCAGAACUAAACAUGAAGCUGCUGGAGGGGUGCUGUAUAUGGAGACCCAGACCAAAAGGGCUGAGCGGUCACAGGGUGAGAGGGAGUUUGCCUCACCUCCCUUUUCCCCUGCAACGAAAAGAAUUUACGAGACCUCUGCCCCCACCAGCAAAAUCCAGUGGGGAAGUCCCAUAUCCACCAGGAAAGAGUUAGAAACAAGGACAGAAUCGAAGGAGCAAAGGAAAAUUGAGGACAAGAAGAGUAUGAUCAUCAGCAUCAUGGACACGUCUCAGCAGAAAACUGCUGGGCUUAUCAUGGUUCAUGCAACAAGUAAUGGGGAGGCCGUGGGGCCCAGCCCAGAACACACUGUCCCCUCUCCCUCUCCCAAGGGGGCAUUAUCAGAGAGCCCGAAACCCAUGUUAGCCGAAAUAAAACGCGCCAAGUCCCCUGGUCCCGAUGCUCCUUCGAGAUCCACCCCGCCUCCAGCCACAGCUCCAACUUCCCAGCCACCUCCCAGCCCGUCCUCAGAUAAAACCCUGGCACAGGGUAGUUCUGAGGAGGAUGUGGAACCCUAUACGGUCACAUUGCCACCUGCCAUGCUCUCUUCCAGUGACGAGGAGACGCGUGAGGAGCUCCGCAAAAUCGGUGUGGUUCCUCCACCGGAUGAAUUUUCCAAUGGCCUUCUUGGAAAGGCAUCUGCAACUGCAGUACCUCCUGCUCCUACGUUGGCGCAGACAACCCCUUCUGCCCUGCCCUCGGCAACACCCCCACCCCCCGCCCCUCCAGCAGCGGUCGCCGCAGCAGCACAGGUCCCCGCUAGCAGUGGCCCGCAAGCAGCCUCAGGGAAGCCAUCUGAGUCCCACCUGGGCCCAGAGUCUGCUGCUGACUCCGGGGUGGAAGAGGUAGACACUCGUAGCUCCAGUGAUCACCACUUGGAGACCACGAGCACCAUCUCCACCGUCUCCAGUAUGUCCACACUGUCCUCGGAAAGCGGCGAGCCCACGGACACCUACACCACCCACGCAGAUGGCCAGACGUUCAUUCUUGAUAAGCCGCCAGUGCCUCCAAAGCCAAAGCUCAAGUCCCAGCUCAGCAAGGGCCCGGUGACAUUCAGGGACCCCCUGCUUAAGCAGUCAUCUGAUAGCGAACUGCUCUCACAGCAGCACGCGGCUGCGCUGGCUGCUGCUGCGGGAGCCUCAGGCCCGGCCAGACCCCGCUACCUCUUCCAGAGACGCUCCAAGUUAUGGGGGGACCCCGUGGAACCCCGUCCGCUUUCGGGGGCAGAGGAAGGCAAGCCCACUGUGAUCAGCGAGCUCAGCUCUCGGCUGCAGCAGCUGAACAAGGACACGCGCUCACUCGGGGAAGAGCCGCUUGGAGCUUCACUUGACCCCGGAAGGAAAUCGCCCGUGGUCGGUGCAAGAGCUGAAUUUGAGGCUAAGCCCAGAAGAGCCGGGCACCUGUACUCUUCAGCAGUUUGGGGGAGCUCCAUACUAUCUCUCAGAGAGGCUACGGCACCACCUACACCAUCAGACCAGGCAGCCGCUACCCAAUGACCCGGCGGACAC